ACUGCUAACUGCAACCUCAAUAUGAAUCCUACAAUUUCUCUAAGCUGCCUGGUGGUCAUCAUCGGAAGUCUUUUGUGGACAGCCAGUGCCGACUUUGACUCCGAUAGGGAACGUGUGAUCGAGUACUUCAAAAAUGCUGAUCCUAGUUCCGUUUCGGAGAGCAAAGUCCUCUUUCUAGUGGAAUUUUUGGCCAAACACAUUAAUGAUAUUGAGUUGACAACCGAACAACGGGCCAGAGCUGAGGAUAUAGUGAAGCAGUACAAUGAAGAAAAGGCCAAACUCUUGGUGGAUGGAGCGCCGGCUCAAGGCGGUUGGAUUAUAAAACUUGCAAGGGUCAUUAUACAACUAGGCAUUGAGCUUGCUUCCGAGGGAGUUAAGAAAGCAAGGAAAUCUUAAAACUAGAAAUCUUUUUAAGGUAACAUACAUAUGUUAUAAGGACAAUGUGGUCCCAAUAAAUAGGAAAUAAUUAGCAUACAAAA
This is a messenger RNA of Drosophila kikkawai, 479 nucleotides long. Its product is annotated as protein Turandot M-like. The record is from RefSeq and is a predicted model, not a curated record. Gene Ontology annotation, biological process: immune system process. Lineage: Eukaryota; Metazoa; Arthropoda; Insecta; Diptera; Drosophilidae.